Molecule: messenger RNA, 1629 nt
Organism: Calypte anna (Anna's hummingbird)
Lineage: Eukaryota; Metazoa; Chordata; Aves; Apodiformes; Trochilidae
Gene: ARL6IP4
Product: ADP ribosylation factor like GTPase 6 interacting protein 4
Exons: 6
Coding region: 76-849 (257 amino acids)
Source: RefSeq, a predicted model, not a curated record
ACCAGCGCGGGGCCGGCUGCAGGCGGGUUCGGUAUCGGUGGGUUCGGUGCCGGCCGGGCCCGGAGCUGCCCCAGGAUGGCACAGGGAGAGUCGGGGAAGCGAUCCCGGAGCAGGAGCAAAACCAAAUCUGGGAGCAGAGAGGAGAGGAAGGAGAAGAAAAGAAGGAAAAGCAGCAAGGAUUCACACUGGGACAGCAGCUCUCCUCCCAGGAAGCGAGCCUCAGGCUCACACAGACACAAAUCCAGCUCAGCAGCUGCUGGAGAAGAAAAGAAGAAGGAAAGGAAGGACAAAAAGAAGAGGAAGGCAAGUACCUCUUCUUCUGAGACAUCUUCAUCCACCAGCUCCUCCUCCUCCUCUUCUUCUUCCUCCAGCUCCUCCUCUGGUGACUCCAGUGACAGUGACUCCAAGAGGAGGAGGAGUCGGCACGGCAAGAAAAAGCAACUGAAAGGGAAGGACAAGAAGAAGAAGAAAAAGAAGAAGAGAAUAAAGAAAACAAAAAAGAAACCAAAGGAAAAGGCUAAGGAGGAAAAAGCCAAAGAAGAUGUGAUGCCUGGCCCCUCCCUGGAGCAGUGGCAGAAGGAGUCUCUGGUGGAUUCUGGACCAGUUUUGACAGAUGAACAAAAAUCCCGAAUCCAGGCCAUGAAGCCAAUGACCAAGGAGGAAUGGGAUGCAAGGCAGAGUGUCAUAAGGAAAGUUGUGGAUCCUGAAACAGGGAGAACCAGGCUUAUUAAAGGAGAUGGAGAAGUCCUGGAGGAGAUUGUCAGCAAGGAGAGACACAAGGAGAUCAACAAGCAAGCCACCCGUGGGGAUGGGCUGGCCUUCCAGGUGAGGACAGGGAUGCUGCAGUGAGUACAUGGGCUGUGCCAGGAGCCUGUCCUGCUGCCAGUGCCAGCCCAGGAGGGAGCCUCUGUCUCUGGACCAUGCAGACAGCACCAAGGAUGCUUCCCAGGGUCUGUUGGCAGCCACUCUGUAAGUUACUGACUGGGAAGGAGAAAGAUUUUAAUGCUUCAGCUCCCAGCAAACAGCUUCUCCCCUCCCUCUCCUGACUGGGGCCUUGUGGUUCCAGUGCACUUGGACCUGUUUGCCCCAAUGGACCUCUUGAGGCUGGAGGAGCUCAGCAGCACCCAGGGGAUGAGCUCCAGAGGUGCUGCUGCCCCUCAGCUCUGGAUUUUGGUGGGCAGAGGGAGCCAGUGCUGCAGCCAGGACAGGGAAUAUGCUGGGGCUACAAAAUACCCACCUGGCACCUCUUCCAUCUCUGUGUCCCCCAAACCCCUCACACUCCCCCAGCCCUCUCAGAGCAGCUGCUGGGAGCUCUGCUGGGGCUGCAGCUCCUCCCCACCUUCACCUCCACCCCAGGGAGGAGCAGCUCGGGGGGUGGUGCCAGGGGAGCACUGAGCUGUGGGGUGGUUUUGUGCUUUGCUCUCUGUUCCUGCAUGCAACGUUGUGUCCCUUCCCUGCUGGGGGGCAGACAGCUGGCCUGUCCCCACUGCAGAGUCCAUAAACCUGCAGCCUGUCACAAAGAAAAAAGGAACAAACAGGUUAAGGGACAGAUGGGUGCUGCAGGAGUGAUCUGUGCAGAGGGUCUCCACGUCCUGUUGGUGGCUGUAACCCCAUUAAACUGGCGCCUGC